Ostreobium quekettii is the source of this 353-nucleotide messenger RNA. NCBI's taxonomy places the organism in Eukaryota, Viridiplantae, Chlorophyta, Ulvophyceae, Bryopsidales, Ostreobiaceae. The record is from the annotation of a GenBank genome assembly.
AUGGCCCGUCCAGGACCUGAGUAUGUGUGUGCAACAUGGGGUGCCUGGCUUGCCGGCUGCAUUUCAGUGCCCCUCGCAGUGUCACACACAAACAGGGAGAUAGGCUACGUCCUGAGAGACGCUGGUGUGUCCAUGGUGCUGUCAUCUGAGGGUCUUCUGGAUAAACCCACUCUUGCUACAGCUGCACCAGAUGCUGAAAUCAAACAGCUUCAGUCUGUUGGCUGGUAUGCCACCUUGGCUGACGAAAACGAAGGUGAAUAUGGUGAUUUCCAGCUGAAUCCGGAGGCUGGUGCGAUCAUCAUAUACACGAGCGGGACCACAGGACGCGCGAAAGGUGCCCUCCAUACCCACAG